Messenger RNA from Trifolium pratense (red clover), 2969 nucleotides. Its product is annotated as hornerin. The transcript is spliced from 2 exons. The record is from RefSeq and is a predicted model, not a curated record. Lineage: Eukaryota; Viridiplantae; Streptophyta; Magnoliopsida; Fabales; Fabaceae. The coding region runs from base 552 to 2612 and encodes 686 amino acids.
AGAGGAAAAAAUGUAACCCUAGAAAUGGGUAUUAAAUUUGGGUGUAGCGUACGCCCACAGUGUUAACAGUAAACACGCGCCUCUUCAUCCUUAUUCCUACCUCUCUCACUCUUUCUUCUCUGUCGGCAUCUUCUCGUUUUUUCUAUCAUCUCUAUAUCUCUCUGUCACUCACACAAUCCCUUCUCCAAUUACAAAAGCCCUAGAUUCAAGCCGCUUCUCAUAAUCCAAAUCCAAUUCCAAUUCAAUUCAAAUCAAAUCGAGAGACUGCAUAGGAUGAUUUCUCCCCCCAUGUGUUUUGGAAGGAGUCUGAUGUUAUUGGGUUAAUUUGCACUUCAAACAACUGAUAAACUCAAUCACAUUUUAAUAUUUCUAUAUAUUAAAUGGAUCGACGUGAUACCUCAGGGUUUGUCAGCGGGGGUGCAUUGUACUCUUGUGGAGACAUCUGACCCUAACUUUGUAGAUAUAAAUCUCUUUAUGCCCCGAAGUCAGGCAGGCUUUUCUGUUGAAAUUUCAUAAUUAGGAUUAGAUAUUUUGUUUUCUGCAGUUGUUUUAUGGAAUCAAGGUUCCAGCACUUGGGAUUUCCUGUUAAUAAUUCUGCAAAUGCAUUCAAGAUUUUGGGCAGCUCUAUGCAAGUCGAACAAAGUCGAGCUGAUUAUUAUGGUACAGAUACCGUGUUACGACUCGAUUCCCCUGGUUCUUCAAUCCCCUCCCUUAAGCCUUCCUCUAGGGGAACAAAAAGGAAGUGGGAUUUUAUUGAUGGAUGUAUGAGUCAGACAGUUGGCUCUUCCUUGUCACUUGGGCUUGGGCGUUCAACCAGUUCAUCAGACAGCAAGGGAAGUUCAGCCGUUGCUUGCACUGCUAUGUCUUCAGGAAAAGAUAUCGAAGAGGAAUCAUCUAUGGAUAUUGAACUGGACUUUACUCUUAACCUUGGCUCUGAGAAGGCACAUAGCCUUAGGAAACCAGUUGAUUACAAUAUGAAGACAUUGGAGCUGCAACCAAAGUUUGAUUUGGAGUUGAGCCUUUCUACCGGACCGUGUGAGUCAGAUAUUACAAGUGUUCAUCUAAAUCCAUCACAUCCUCAAUUGAAUAUGGAGAUGGCAUCGGUAUUCAGCGGGACACAAAAUCCAGACGAGGGAUCUACGUCAUGCAGUUGGAAGCCAGGGAUUGUUUUGCCAUCUUUGAAGGCAUCAUUAAAUACUGAAGCUAGUUUCCUUUUUAAUCAGGCUCCAAAGCAGUUUGAUCAUAGUCCCAUAGUUCAGGACCCGUCCUCAACCGGAGCAAAAAGUUCAGUCACAUGUAUUUCUGGGCUAACACAUCAGCAACAGCCACCACAUCGCCACGGUAAUUCCAAGAUAUGUCAAGUUGAGGGAUGUGGAAAGGGAGCCAGAGGUGCCUCUGGACGCUGUAUAUCUCAUGGUGGUGGUAGGAGGUGUCAGAAACCUGGCUGCCACAAAGGAGCCGAGGGUCGUACUGUGUACUGCAAGGCUCAUGGAGGUGGAAGGCGGUGUGAAUACCUUGGUUGCACAAAGAGUGCAGAAGGACGGACAGAUUUCUGUAUUGCCCAUGGUGGUGGCCGGAGAUGCAGCCAUGAUGGUUGUUCUAGAGCUGCCAGAGGGAAAUCCGGACUGUGUAUUCGGCAUGGUGGUGGCAAGAGGUGCCAGAGAGAAAAUUGCACCAAGAGUGCAGAAGGUCUAUCAGGUCUUUGCAUCUCACAUGGUGGAGGACGUCGAUGCCAAGUAUCUGGAUGUACAAAAGGGGCCCAGGGGAGCACUAUGUUUUGCAAAGCACAUGGUGGGGGAAAACGGUGUACAGCACCAGGUUGCACCAAGGGUGCUGAGGGGAGCACCCCCUUUUGUAAGGGCCAUGGUGGGGGCAAACGUUGCACAUACCAGGGUGGUGGAAUAUGCACUAAAAGUGUUCAUGGAGGUACAAACUUCUGUGUGGCACAUGGGGGUGGAAAGAGGUGUGCUGUGGCAGGCUGUACAAAGAGUGCCAGAGGAAGGACUGAUCACUGUGUCCGCCACGGUGGAGGCAAAAGAUGCAAGUUUGAAGGGUGUGGCAAAAGUGCACAAGGAAGCACUGACUUUUGCAAGGCACAUGGGGGAGGCAAGAGAUGCUCGUGGGGCCAUCCAGGGUCAGAAUAUGGAAUCCAGGCAGAUGCUCCUUGUACUUCAUUUGCAAGGGGGAAAACAGGUCUGUGUGCACUUCAUAGUGGACUAGUACAUGAUAAGAGGGUUCAUGGAGGUCUCUCUUUGGGAUCUGGUCAGGAUCCUCGUUCUAGCAUGCCAGAUCAUCUAAAGCAGGUACUCUUUAACAAAGAAAUGGAAGUGGCUAUGAUUAAAAUAGGGAGUAGCCUAGGCACUGCGGCAGCUCCAAGAACUUGUUCUGACUUGAACCAACUUGAAGUUGCAAGCACUCGCACCUCAGCUGAGGAAGGUGGUCAUUAUCCUAUGUCAGUUGCUGUUCCUGAAGGUAGGGUGCAUGGUGGAAGUCUGAUGGCCAUGCUCUCGGCGGGUUCUAGUAGUGGUACAAGCAGGGGGAAAGGUCUGGCUAUUAGUGAUCCAUCCAUUCCAAUCAAAGGUUACAACACCAUGCCCCAGAGUUGGAUUUAAGGCUAGUUAUAAUUUCUGUUGUUAUUAUGGUUUCUUUAUUUAACAUAUUUUAUUAGCAUAUUUUACUUUGAAAUCCCCUUUGACGUUAGAUUCUGUACGAAUGAUUAGUGCUAUUCUAGCGAAUACACAAAUCGUUUGACAAUCUAACGUAGGGGAUAUGAGGGUAGGGACAUUGUACUAUGUUAGGUAGUUGGUGAUUAUGUUCUUCUUCCGUUCCUAGUUCAUGUGUAAAUAUUAUUCUGAUGAAACAUCUUAGCAGGUUGUGAAUACAUGUUGCUACCUGUAAGGGCUGUAGUGUGCCAUGUAUUCUAUUUAAUAAUCAAUCAAUAAAGCCUCCCUGAGUCUUAUGUUUUGUUA